Tinamus guttatus (white-throated tinamou) is the source of this 605-nucleotide messenger RNA. Its product is annotated as regulator of G protein signaling 16. The record is from RefSeq and is a predicted model, not a curated record. NCBI's taxonomy places the organism in Eukaryota, Metazoa, Chordata, Aves, Tinamiformes, Tinamidae.
GCUGCGUGCCCGGGCGCCCAGCCCUCAGCAUGUGCCGCGGCUGGGCCGCGCUUCCCGGUGCUUGCCUGGAGAGAGCCAAGGAUUUCAAGACACGCUUGGGGAUCCUGCUUCAUAAACCAGAGCAGGGGCACAGGAUGGGGAGCUCCAGCAAGCUGCAGCUGGGUGCCAAGCGGAGGGAUUCCUCGAGAGAGGCGCUGGAGUGGCGAGAAUCCUUCGACCAGCUCCUGAAGAGUAAAAGUGGGGUGACUGCCUUCCACACCUUCCUGAAGACGGAGUUCAGUGAGGAGAACCUAGACUUCUGGCUGGCUUGUGAGGACUUCAAAAAGACUCGGUCAAAAACAAAGCUAGCGUCCAAGGCCAACAGGAUCUUUGAGGAGUUUGUUCAAAGCGAGGCACCCAGAGAGGUGAACAUCGACCACGAAACCAGGGAGAUUACCCGGAAGAACCUCUCGGGCGCCACAUCCGCAUGCUUCAACGAAGCCCAGGCGAAAACGCGCACCUUGAUGGAGAAGGACUCCUACCCCAGGUUCCUGAAAUCCGCCUCCUACCAGGACAUGACCAAGCAGGCCGCCAGCCGCUGCCUCAGCAAGCGCUCGCACACCUGA